UAUUCUUUGCAUCUCUUUGGAAGAAGUUCACCACUCCAGGAUCUCUUCUGCAUUCAAAGGUUCAUCAAAAUGAAACAUUGGAGUGUGUUCCAUUUUAUUCUUCUAAAUGCUUUGAUAACAAGUGCUGUCAGCUUGACCCUAGAAAGUUGUUUCCAAGAGCAGUUGCGGCUCCAGGCCCAAGUAAGACUUCUAGAGAACAGCGUGAAGGAGAAACAGGCAAAAAUUGUGGAGCUCUUAAUGAAUAAGGACAUAGGACACAGAGUACAAGGAGAUGAAAACAAUGUCAUCAGUCUGGGAGAACAGCAAGAGUAUAAAGAUUGUGCUGAAAUCCAUAACGCUGGACACAAACUCAAUGGGUUUUACAAGAUGAAACCGCUCCCGAGUCCCACUGGAUUUUUUGCCUACUGUGAUAUGUCAGAAGGAGGAGGAUGGACUGUUUUUCAGAGGCGGUCAGAUGGGAGCCAAAAUUUUGAUAGAGACUGGGCGGAGUAUGAACAGGGUUUUGGUGAUUUUGCUUCUCCAGCGGGCGAAUACUGGCUCGGAAACAAAAACCUUCACUAUCUGACCUCUCAGGGAAACUAUACACUAAAAAUAGACAUGUCUGAUUUUAUGGGAGAGCAGCGCUUUGCACAAUAUGAAAACUUCCGAAUUGGAGACGAACAGAGUUCCUACACAAUGACUUGUGGACAAUACUCCGGCACGGCUGGCGAUUCCCUCACUGGGGGGUUUCACCCUGAAGUGAAGUGGUGGGCUAACCACCAAGGGAUGAAAUUCAGCACCAAAGACCGAGAUAACGACAAGUAUGAAAAGAACUGCGCUGAAGAAGACAAUGCUGGCUGGUGGUUCAACAGAUGCCACUCUGCCAACCUGAACGGCUUGUAUUACAAUGGACCCUACUCAGCAGCAACAGACAAUGGAAUUGUGUGGUUUACGUGGCACGGCUGGUGGUAUUCUCUGAAAUCUGUCACCAUGAAAUUGAGGCCAUCAGACUUCAACCCUGCCGAGCUUUAAGUUCAUGCUCUUGCACUCUUUUAAACAAAUUGAUCGAAAAUGUAUUAUGGUAUAUGCUUUCCUCUGCAUAAAUUGGCGACGCUGCAAACAAGGGCCACAGUCCAACAUGAACUGCCUGACAUGUCUCUUUUGGUUCACUGUGGCUGCCCAACAGGCAUCUUUCCGCCAGCAUCUGCACAGCAUUGUCAUGCUUUCGUAUACCUCUCAGCAGGGUUUUUCUGGGAAAAGAGGUGGUGGAACUCAGGACUGCACAAUGACGUCACUUUGGGUCAGCUGGAACAAGGGGGGAGUUUUUAAAAGUUUAAAUCGCCCUUGGUGAAAAUGGUCACAUGGCCGGUGGCCACACCAGUGGCGUGGAGGGCAAUCUAAACUCCCCUCCGUCUGGAGAUCAGGGGGCGGGGCCACCGGCCAUGUGACCAUUUUCAAGAGGUGCCGGAACUCUAUUCCACCACGUUCCAGCUGAAAAAAAGCCCUGCCUCUCAGUGUUCCCGUUGGUUUGCUGCAAUCAUUCCUAAACCUGCUUUGAGAUGAUCCUUUAGGAACAACUGCAUUCCCAAAGCAUGUUUGCAUCAGUGUCGAUAUGCAGAUUUUUUUCAGGUCCCACCCACACUGCUGUCAUUUUCCUUGCCUCAAUCCACCUGCAUUUCACAGCUCCACCAUCACCAUCGUGCCACCAGAGUGCUUUUUGAAGCUUUUAAAUUUGUUGAUGUAUCGCUAUAGCAUUAUAACACUGUAGCUGUAUGUCAUGCUGUAGCAAUAUGUCGAUUACUGAUUUUUUAUAAACGUUUCCAGUGCAAUAGGGGGGUACAUGGAAGCCACAUGAGGCUAAAGCAAGGGAAAUGCCAGGGAAAUUGCCACGUGGGCCUUUCAUUGCCUAUUUUGCAGCAGCAGCAGCAAGUAUUGUGUGGAAGUACCUAUGGGGAUAAGUGGGCUAAAGCAUAUAUAGCAUUGUAUGGGAUUGCGGCAAGUGGAUUUUAUAUAGGAGCAAAUAAAAACAGUACCAGACUCUGCAUUUUAUGAUGUGGCUAUGUAAACCAUUUAGGGACAACCAGACUUCAAAUUCUCAUAGUUUGGUGUCUUUUGCUACAAUUAAUGGUCUUUUUAAUCUGCUAGACCUAAUUUUUUGUAGCAAUUGAAUUGCCUGGUUGAUUUGCCUUGUGGCUCCCUCCCUGGACUCAGCAUUGAGGCUACCUUAAUUCUAUCAUUCUGGGAGAGAUCUGCCUCUCAAAAUCUCGAUGUGUCUGUAAUAAAAUCACACUUGAUGUAAUUCCAGUUUUUCAGAUGCUUUAAACUAGUGACCUAUAUAUUGCAGCCGCAUCACACAUCAUCUGCAGUAUCUGUAAUGCCCAGCUUGUCACAUAAUAUUUAUGUGGAACCAGAGGAUUUAAGGAAAUUAAUUUCAGAAGAAAUGCACUGUGUGAAAAGCUGAAGAUCUAGUGAAAGAAUUCUUUACUCACAUCAGAUACGUGGCGCUUAUUACCCUUUUCUUGUUAGUCUGUAUAUGGGUUUAAAACAAGGAUUCUGUUCAAUUUAAUAGAAGGUAAUCGUUGGCAAUUAAUUUCUGAUCUAGUUUAUGUCCAUCAUAGAGCUAGAGUGAGCAUGCUCCACAAAGCAGACUCUUCGCAUAUUUUGUCUCCCCAAAUGGCGGUUCCAGAAAAUCUGUGUGGAACUCAAAGUGUUCCUCAGAGGUGUGAUAUAGUGUUUAGAGUGCUGGAUUAGAACCCGAGACAAGCAGGUUUGAAUUCCUCACUCAGCCAUGGAAGACUGUCAGAUGACCUUGGGGCUUGGGCCUAUCACAAUCUCUCAGCCUAAAGGUUGUUGUUGUGAGGAUUAAGUGGAAGAGGAGGGAAAUGAUGUAAAAAAGUUUUGGCCGUUUCCACACACGUUGAAUAAUGCACUUUCAAUGCACUUUAGUUAUCCUUUAGAAGUGGAUUUUGUGUUUCACACACGAAAACCCAGUUCCAAAUGAUCACUAAAGAGCAUUGAAAGUGCAUUAUCCAACGUGUGUGGAAGCAGCCUUUUUUGGGUCCCCAAUCAGGGAGGAAAAGGGCAUAUACAUUUUAAAAAAUAAAUAAUUAUGGGACACUUAGAAAGAGGUCAUUUGUAUGCCUCUGAUACCCAAUGGCCCAGGAAUCGCAUGUGACUCUUUGACACGCCACCUGUGUCUCUUCUGAGAGCUGUUCUUCAAGAUGGCUCCAUAGUUCAGGAAAGUGGGCAAGGCCCUUGCCACCUUGAAACAGCUUCUUCCGGAAGAAUGUGUAAGUUGUGAACCUCCCUGAAGUGUAGGCCUUACGCGGGGAUGGAAGUAAACGUCUCUUUUGGUUGUUAGAGCUAAUCUGUCAUUUUUAUUCUGUGCAUUGGUUUUACAGUUAGAUUUCAUACAUUCAUUCCUUAUUUUUAAUAAAGCCCUUCCAAAAAUUAGAUUGUUUUUCAGUGUCAAAGUAAAAAUAAAAAAUGGGAACUAUUGCUAGGUGGUAAAUAUUAGCAAGAAAAUAUAUUUCCAUUAGUCUAAUGCUGUCAAAUAUUUCAGAUUUCUUUACAUACACUCCGUUUAUAGGUGCUCUCCCGUUAGCUACGCUUUGGGUUGCUAUCUUCUCUCGGUGGAGCUUUUGCCUAACCUUCCUUGCACGGUUGAUAUGAGGCUAUAGCACCAUUCUAGCAUCCACCUUCACUGAGUCUCGGGAGAGGUAGCAUAUACAUUUUCUAAAUAAAAGAAGUAAACCUGUUUUUUGAAAGGCUGAAAGCCAUGAGUGCCAGCAUGGUGUAAUGGUUUGAGUGUCAGUCUAGGAUCUGGAAGGCCUAAGGAUGUCAUUCCCCUGCUAGGGGCAGGGGAUCCCCCACUCCCACCCUCCACCCUCUGCCUCUACUCACAUGGCUGGUGGGGGAGGAAAGGUGAGGUAAAGCUACCCCGGGUAAACUCCUGGGGCGAUGCGAUGAUGUCACCUCUGGGAAUGACUUCAUUGCUCCUGCACUUCUCAGCAGGCCAAUUUUGGCUCCAAAUGGACCAAAUCUGGCCUGUUUAGGGCCCCAAUCAGCCCUCUGAGAAGCUCACGCACGCUCCCACGCCUGCACAAAGACAUCACUUCCCAGAAAUGAUGUCAUUGCACAGUCGCAGGAGUGCGACGGCAGAGCACCCAGGAAUGACAAAUAAGUAAGCACCGGGUCCCCCGCCUUCCCGUUGGGAAGUGCUACUGGACUCUCUACUACUUUGCGACUACAGACUAACAUGGCUAACUCCUCUGGAUCCUAAGCAAAGUUACUGCAGUCUGAGCCCUUUGAUUUCAAUUGGCUUAGACUGUAAUAACUCUGCUUAGGAUUUCACUGUAAAAGUACAACAGUGGCCAAAGGUGUUAAGAGGUAAUUACUCCCCUGUUGUGUAUGGAACAUUGCCAGAUUGUGGGGCUCCGGCUGCUUAUUUAUUGCACCUUAAAUCGCCACAAAUCCGCAGAGCUUUUAUGCUUACAAGGUUUAACAUUUUGCCUUCAGCAGAUUUUUGAGAACUCCUGAUCAGGAAAGACUCUGCCCACAUAGGGCUGGAGGUCCUGGAUUUCGAUCUCACAUUCUGCUUUAUCAUAAUUUUUAUACUGAGUUGAGGAACUCUUUAAUCAGCCCUUUUUUAUAUAAGUUUAAAUGUCACUCUGAUGAGCAGUUCGUUUUAUAUCUUUUAUCUGACCGGAAUUCUUACAUUUAGGGUUGCCAGCUUCCAGGUAGUGGCUGGAGAUCUCCUGGAAUUACAACUGGUCUCCAGGCCACAAAGAUCAGUUCACCUGGAGAAAAUGGCUACUUUGCAGGGUGGACUCUAUGGAAUUGUGCCAUGCCAAGGUCCUUUCCCUCCCCAAACACCACUUUCCCCAGGUUUCUCCAGGUUUCACCCCCCAGAUCUCCAGGAAUUCCCCAACUUGGAGCUGGCAACCCUACUUACAUUACUAAUCAAGUAGCUAGGUAUCACCUAGUGCUAAGCUGAUUGUGAACUUCUUUUUUGCCUUUUCCUUAAUGAUUGUUUAAUUGUAUUAUUCUUGAUGUUGUGUCACUUCGUUAUGUAAUAACUGGUCCUUUUUACUUUUGAUUGCAAUUAAUGCCUAAUAAAGGUUAUUGUAUUGUAUUGUAUAAAAGAUAAUUAAGCUACAUCAAGGCAUGUUGUGUUUGUAUCUUUAUUUUCAGUGCUGUGACUCUAGAAUCAGGCCAUAUCAAAUGAAAUUCUAAUUCAAAUCUGAGAGUGGAGCCCACCAAGCUAAAAACAUAUACAAAUCAUCACACUGGGGAACCUGUUGGGGAAUGUGUAGGCAGGGAAUGUUCUUGUAUCACUUCCUGGUUUAUGAUAAGCAUCCUUUCACAGAGUAUGUUACUAUUUAUAUUCCGUAUAGUACACCAUUGUCUAUAGGAAACAAACUUUGUGUUUAAAGAACCCGUUCAGGAAAUCUGAGUUUGUUCUGAACUCUUGUGUAUAGAUCUUAUCUCUGAAGG
Messenger RNA from Eublepharis macularius, 5475 nucleotides. It is a transcript of the gene FGL1, whose product is annotated as fibrinogen like 1. The record is from RefSeq and is a predicted model, not a curated record. Gene Ontology annotation, biological process: negative regulation of T cell activation; regulation of immune response. Bases 70 to 1011 code for a protein of 313 amino acids. NCBI's taxonomy places the organism in Eukaryota, Metazoa, Chordata, Lepidosauria, Squamata, Eublepharidae. The transcript has 8 exons.